GAAAUAUCCCACUGCUACUACUACUAUUACUACUGACUGAAGCCAUUAUUCUCACUUCGAGUUUCAAAAUGUCAAAGCAGGACCUGAAGCGCCAGUGGGAGAUUAUGAAGAAGACCUUCUGUAUCGACGGCAACUUCUCGGAAGUGAAUGCUGAUUAUGAAGAUUUUAAUCUUGUUCUUCAGUUAGUGCAGCAGCAUGGAGCAGGCCAGCUUAUUAUUGAUCUUGCAUUGGAUGCUAUUUGGCAUGAGUUAAGGCAGAAAAUUGUCCCUGAGUUUUGGCAGCACUUCAAAACUUACAACAAUCAAAAACAAGAUGGAGAUGAGGAAACAUCUGAAGGUAGUGUUGAAGUCAUGUCGCGAGUAGCGUCAGCAGUCAGUGAACUUUAUGAUGGUGCUGUCUCAUUUUUACCCCUCAUACACAGGUGUGAAAUGCUCUGUGAAAAGUCAGGUGCAAAAUAUGAAGAUUGUGUUCAUGGAGGGCUGAUGGAGCACUUCAAACUACACUUACGAGCAACAUUGCACUCCCAGAUGCAUCCCUCAUUUACCUAUUUACUCCACAAAUUUUAUUCUGCUGCCUUCAAGGUGUUCUACCAUGCUGAAGUUGGAAAUCAAGCUGAAGAAGCAGAUGAAAGCACAGACGAAGUCAUUCAGUGUGGAGGCUGUGAUGCUGCCACAGAUGCCUGCCAUUGCCAAGCAAUAACAAAUACCUUUUGUCAAGUUAACAGACAGCUAUUGGAGUUAGACCUACUGGAACGCCUUGCAGGUGAUAUCAUAUCGUCUUUACUUCUGGCUGUCAUUAAUCAGCAUGUGACCGCCACAUGUAGGGAUUCCUAUGAUCAGUCCCGUAUCAAUCAGCUGGAAAAGUGGGUGGAGAAUGUGGUUGUCGGCUGGCUCGAGAUGGUUUAUUGUGGUGGUCGGGGUCAACUCCAAUCGGCUGAACCUGAAAUCCAGAACAUGGUGUCAAAUAAUCUCAACCACACCUACAUGUCAGCCUUGUAUCAUACGUACACCACGACUAGAAUAGAUCAGCUUUUCAACAUUGUUAUAGAGUAUCCCGAGUCACAGCCUGCAUUGGAUGACAUAAGGGAAUGUCUCGACAGAACACAUCUAAGAGAUCGUUUAGUGGAAUCACUGCGUUCUGCUAUACAGACUCGGCUCUUGCAUCCUGGAGUCAACACAACUGAUGUCCUUCAUGCAUACAUAUCAACAAUUAAAGCUCUCCGUGUGCUCGAUCGUAAAGGUGUCCUGUUGGAGCUUGUUUCUGAGCCAGUGCGGCAGUAUCUCCGAGGACGUGAAGACACAGUCAGAUACAUCGUUACAAGCUUGACAGACGAAAGCUCCUCUGAGCUUUCAGAAGAGUUGCUUGUAGCGGCACCCUUAGUGCUUGAUGAUUCUCACAGUGAAGAUGACAAUAUGGACAACUGGGAGACAUGGACUCCUGAUCCCGUACAUGCGCAUAGCUUGAAAUCAAAGUCUCAGAGAACAGCAGAUAUAAUAUCUAUGCUCGUCAACAUCUAUGGAAGCAAAGAUGUCUUCAUUACGGAGUAUCGAACGAUUCUUGCAGACCGGAUACUCUCUCAGUUUAGUUAUGAUACUGAAAGAGAAAUUCGAUACUUGGAGCACCUGAAAGUCAGGUUUGGAGAAACAGUAACCCUCCUUCACAAAUGUGAGGUAAUGGUUAAAGAUGUAGCAGACUCCAAAAGAAUAAACAGCAUUAUCCAUUCUGAUGAGAACAGACAUCGUAGCAAGCAGAAAUUCCCAGUGUCAUCCAUGAUUCUCUCUGCUCAGUUCUGGCCAUCUUUUAAGGAGGAAAGGCUGCAUCUUCCAGAAGAAGUUACGAAAGAACUGGAAACUUACACUGAAGCCUUCCAGGAUCUAAAAGGCAAUAGAACGCUGAACUGGAAGCCUCAUCUAGGCCAAGUACAGUUGGAAGUAGAGCUCAAAGGACGCACCUUAAACUUAACAGUGACACCAACCCAGGCAACCAUUAUUUAUCACUUUCAAGAUCGCAGUCGUUGGUCAAUUAAUGAACUGAGCGCAGUAACUCAGGUGCCAAAGACAAUAUUAAGGCGUAAAAUUACAUACUGGCAGACUCAGGGUGUUUUACAAGAAGUAGAACCAGACAUAUUCAUAUUAGUGGAGGGAGAGGAAACUGGUGAAGAGGGGAUAGUUGCAGUUGCUGGUGCAGCUCAGCCAGAUAUAGCUCCUCAGGCAAUUGAAGAAGAUGAAGCAGAAAGUGUAAUGGCCUCAGCUCAAGAUCAGAGGGAAGAAGAACUUCAGGUUUUCUGGUCUUAUAUUGUGGGCAUGUUAACAAACCUGGAUUGCCUUCCCUUAGAGCGAAUUCAUUCCAUGUUGAAGAUGUUUGUUCAAGGGUCAGUUGAAUGCAGCCCUCAAGAACUAAGAGCCUUCCUGGACCGCAAAGUACGUCAGCAUCACUUGCUGUUUGCAAAUGGCCUCUACAAAUUACCAAAGAACUGAUGUUUGCUGGUUUGUUAUUAUUUCAAAAAAUAUAUUUCAUCUGAAAUGCCACAUACAUUAAUUGUACAUUUUUAUAACACUGUAGUAUUUUGAUUACUAUAUAUUUUAGAGUAGUAUUUAUAGAUCAUUUUGAUACAGCUAUCACUUUUCCAGUAUUUUUGUAAAUAAAAUUUCAUGUAAUAAAAAAUCUUUACUUCUGAAAUGCUUCAUAUACCAUUUUUUCUAUUUGCAUUCUUCACUUAUUUUCUCUUUUGAGUAGCUGAUCAUCAGAUUUCAGUUUCAUUUUUCUGAUACAUUUUUUUGCUUUUUGUUAGUUGGAACGAUUAUUU
Messenger RNA from Macrobrachium nipponense, 2806 nucleotides. RefSeq names its product anaphase-promoting complex subunit 2-like (gene morula). The record is from RefSeq and is a predicted model, not a curated record. Gene Ontology annotation, cellular component: anaphase-promoting complex. Bases 69 to 2477 code for a protein of 802 amino acids. Gene Ontology annotation, molecular function: ubiquitin protein ligase binding. Gene Ontology annotation, biological process: metaphase/anaphase transition of mitotic cell cycle; protein K11-linked ubiquitination; ubiquitin-dependent protein catabolic process. The transcript is spliced from 15 exons. Lineage: Eukaryota; Metazoa; Arthropoda; Malacostraca; Decapoda; Palaemonidae.